Messenger RNA from Haemonchus placei, 414 nucleotides. The record is from the annotation of a GenBank genome assembly. NCBI's taxonomy places the organism in Eukaryota, Metazoa, Nematoda, Chromadorea, Rhabditida, Trichostrongylidae.
AUGCUACUCAAUAAGUUGUCCAGCGCUAGCCUCCACGAAGAAUGUGUGAUGGAAUCUUUUGACGUCACACCACUGUACACUAACGUUUCGAAUGAAGCAGCGCUGGAGGCCAUAUACGAAUUACUGUGCGAACAUGAACCUGAUCUACACCCUCAUGGGUUCACUGUUACGCAAGUGAUGACGACCUUGGCAGAGUGCCUGGGAUGCUCCGUUUUCAGGUGGUCAGGCGAGUACUACAAGUUACGUGGUCUAGCUAUGGGGCAACGAUUAGCCCCUGUGUUGGCCAUAGCGCUUAUGUCGAAAAUCGAGAAGCAGUUCUGGGUCGUGGCCCAAUCCUAUAAUAUCGUUACAUUGACGACUGCCUUAUCAUAUGUUCGACUCAGGAAGAAUUGGACAUUUGUUACGAUGUCCUGA